GUCGUAUUGAAAACCAUUGUAUUAUGGGGUUGUUAGUUUCGAGGCCUGUCAUCUCUUCGGUUUCGUCGUUAAUGACAGUGUAGCCCCCGCCAUACAUUAUUUUGCCAGAAUUCCACCGUUUCAAACCCACACAGAGCACCAAUAAAAUAGGUUGUUAGAGAUAUUUUCCCUUUUUGGGUAUAAAAAGAUAACUUAAAGAACAUAAUCAAGUCUUUGUGCAAUUCAAAGACACCCCAGAUUGAAAUAAAAGUUGGGUAUUUUCAGUUUUCUCUGUGAGAACCAAAACGGUUAAAAAGGAGAAAUCUUUUGACGGGUACAGUUUGAAUGGCUCUGAACUUGUUAUCCCCAGCUGAAGUGAAGGCUCUAUCCUUUUUGGACUCCACCAAGUCCACCCGCUUCCCUAAGCUGUGUCCAGGUGGAAUUACUUUGCAUAGAAAGGAUUGCAGAGUACCACUUAGAAGAAGAGUUCAUUGUUCGUUGCAGCAACCUCCUCCAGCUUGGCCAGGAAGAGCUAUUCCAGAGCAAGAUCUUUGUAAUUGGAAUGUCCCAAAGCCUAUAUCUAUUAUUGGCUCUACUGGCUCUAUAGGAACUCAGACACUGGACAUUGUGGCAGAGAAUCCAGAUAAAUUCAGAAUAGUGGGACUUGCAGCUGGUUCGAAUGUGACACUUCUUGCAGACCAGGUGAAGAGAUUCAAGCCUCAAAUAGUUGCUAUUAGAAAUGAAUCAUUAAUUGGUGAACUGAAAGAGGCCUUAGCUGAUGUGGAAGAAAUGCCCGAAAUUAUUCCUGGGGAACAAGGAGUAAUUGAGGUUGCCCGGCACCCAGAUGCAGUCACAGUGGUUACAGGAAUAGUAGGUUGUGCUGGAUUACAGCCUACAGUUGCUGCAAUUGAGGCAGGUAAACACAUAGCUUUAGCCAAUAAAGAGACCCUGAUUGCUGGAGGUCCAUUCAUCCUUCCUCUAGCUCACAAGCAUAACAUAAAAAUUCUUCCUGCCGAUUCAGAACAUUCGGCAAUAUUCCAGUGUAUCCAGGGCUUGCCUGAUGGUGCACUACGGCGUAUCAUUUUGACAGCAUCUGGGGGAGCUUUCAGAGAUUGGCCGGUUGAAAAGCUAAAAGAUGUUAAGGUUGCUGAUGCUCUGAAACAUCCAAACUGGAGUAUGGGAAAGAAAAUCACUGUUGAUUCUGCUACCCUUUUCAAUAAGGGUUUAGAAGUCAUUGAAGCCCAUUAUCUAUUUGGAGCAGACUAUGACAAUAUUGACAUUGUAAUUCAUCCACAAUCUAUAAUACAUUCUAUGAUUGAAACACAGGAUUCUUCUGUUCUGGCUCAGUUGGGGUGGCCUGACAUGCGAAUUCCGAUUCUCUAUACCAUGUCAUGGCCAGACAGAAUAUACUGUUCUGAAGUAACUUGGCCUCGACUUGAUCUUUGCAAGCUUGGUUCGCUGACUUUUAAGAGUCCUGACAACAAGAAGUACCCAUCCAUGAAUCUUGCCUAUUCUGCCGGACGUGCUGGGGGCACCAUGACCGGAGUUCUUAGUGCAGCCAAUGAGAAAGCUGUAGAGAUGUUUAUUGAUGAGAAGAUAAGUUAUCUUGAAAUCUUCAAAGUUGUUGAGCUAACAUGCGACAAGCAUCGAUCAGAGAUGGUGACUUCACCUUCUCUUGAUGAAAUUAUCCACUAUGACUCGUGGGCACGAGAGUAUGCAACUACUAGUUUGAAGAGUUCUUCCAGUCCAAGACCUGUUACAGCAUGAGAGGAGACAACUUUGCCAUUGUUGACCAGGGUGGCAAAAUUUUAUAGGAUUUGAAUUUAUGCUGAGAUAUUAUGGUUUCCCUCUAAUAGUGGCAAAUAAAAGUAGAGGGAUUGUGUUGGGGUUUGGUUGAGUUAAAAAAAAUGUGUCUUCAUAUGCAUGUAAAUAAUAUUCAUCCAAAAUGUUCCUCCCCAAUAGAGAAAAAACAAGGUAGUUGAAAUGCUUAAAAGCAUAUUCCCUGGUCUCAAAAGAGAAUGAAACAAUUAGUGCAAAUCAAUUUUUGUGAUUGCAUGAUGUGAUUCCAUUUCCUUCUUAUUCAGGUUUCAUAUUGUGGAUUGCACAAGUAAAAUUGCCUCAUGUUUUUGACUUUGAUUCUAGUUGGGCAAUUUGCCUAAUGUUUGACUGAAUUUUAUUUUAUUUGUGGUA
Cannabis sativa is the source of this 2169-nucleotide messenger RNA. Its product is annotated as 1-deoxy-D-xylulose 5-phosphate reductoisomerase, chloroplastic. Gene Ontology annotation, molecular function: protein binding; NADPH binding; 1-deoxy-D-xylulose-5-phosphate reductoisomerase activity. The transcript has 12 exons. The record is from RefSeq and is a predicted model, not a curated record. Gene Ontology annotation, biological process: isoprenoid biosynthetic process. Bases 325 to 1746 code for a protein of 473 amino acids. NCBI's taxonomy places the organism in Eukaryota, Viridiplantae, Streptophyta, Magnoliopsida, Rosales, Cannabaceae.